AAAAAUUCGGAGAAAAGGGGCGUGGCUAAUGGUACCUGGGAAUGCCCGUCGUUUCCAAGGCAGCACGCGACUGUGAGGGUUUAAAAGGUGCCGCGCGUGCGCGGAGCGCUAUCCCUGUCUGGCCGUUUUUUUUUCUAGCUCAGCUGCACUUGGAAGAAGAAGCCGCGCGCGCCCCUGAGUGGUAUCCACGAGACAGCAGCUGCUCCCGGGCCAGGACACUCCAGUCUCAGUGCAAUUGCACGAGCCAGGGCGGCUGAUGGAGCCCGACUGUCACCUCCCUCGCAUCUGCUCUACCCUCGUCACAGGACCCUGACUCUAUACCCGGAGCAGCAGCAACUCUCCGGACACUCUUCGUCCUGCCAUUUGCUUUCUACCAGUAAGGGCUUCUCACACUGAGAUGUUGACAGUGGAGAGACCAUAGGCCUGUACCAGCCUCCCAAAGGACAUCUGCUCCCUUUAUAUUGUAGCAGUGUCUGACACAUUCGUCUGAUUCAACGGAGUGGUUUAUUUGCACUCUGCAACUAUAAAAGUCUCUUUUGGCCUACUUGUAUGUUGCUAUCCAUACCCCCAAAGUUAUGUGAACGUUUUUAAGAGGUGGUCUUUGUGUUUCAACAAACUACUUAUCUGUGUAUAUAUUUAUUUGUGCUCUGCUUCUUGCAGUCCCACUGAACUGUUUGUUUUAUGGAUCCACGUGUGGCCUGGAUUCAGCCGGAGCAGAGAGGCCCUGCCAAUGCUCUUUGGAUGCAUGUCUGGGAGACGUCACAGGGGAUAUGGGACUCGCAAUACAGGCAGCCAAUGUCCCCUGGAAUUCCUCCUGGAAGCCUUAGCCCUAAUUUGUUAAAUGGACCUCCUAAUUAUACAUCGCAUAUGUGUCUCAACACCUUGGCAUUGGAUAGAUAUGUGUACCAGAGUAACUCUGUUUCUCGCCCAGGCACACCGGGUUCCUGCUCCUCCUCAUCCUCAGGAGAUCGUGACCAAGAUGCUGUACCAGUAGUUGCUGGCUGUGCUUUACCUCCUGCCUCAGCAUUUCAAUCUUUGGACAAUUCUCAUACUACAAGGUCACAGAAGAACCCCUCUGUGUCUUCAUCAUGUUCAUCGUCUUCUGAUAUUGAUGCAGAUGCUGUAAGAUGUCCCUCUCCUGCUGGUACUAGUAUAGGAAUGCUUCAGGGCUGUAUUUUUCCGAACUCUUUAAUCUCUGAGGUAGUGCAGAGCAAUAGUUUUGAGAAUGGGCUCAACAAUAACUUAUGUGAUCAGCAUACAACCUCGAGACACGUUCAUAAACGAUCAUCUUCCCCGCUUACAGGCCAUACCUCCCGCCGUGGUGACUUGCAUCACAACAUCUUUAACCAAUUUUCCAGUAGUUGUGACAGAUUUCAUCAGUACCACCCUGGGCGCAGGAAAAGAGAGAAUAAAGCAAGCACAUACGGUAUAAACUACUUGGUUAAUGAAGGAGCAACCUGGGUGGAUUGUGGGAAUCAUGUGCAGUAUGCAUCUGGCACCCCAUGGAAAACUAGAGAAUACUAUCCAGGCAUAAAGGGUCUGCAUGAAGAAAUCCUGGAUUUCUAUGACUUCAUUUCUCCAAGACCUGAAGAAGCUGCAAUGAGAAGAGAGGUGGUGAAUAGAAUUGAAACUGUUAUAAAGGAUCUGUGGCCCUCAGCUGAUGUUCAAAUUUUUGGAAGCUUCAGUACAGGCCUUUAUCUACCAACAAGUGACAUAGAUCUUGUUGUCUUUGGAAAGUGGGAGCGUCCUCCUCUACAGCUGUUGGAACACGCACUACGCAAACGUAAUGUGGCAGAGCCUCAUUCAAUUAAAGUACUGGACAAAGCAGCGGUACCAAUUAUUAAACUGACAGACUUGGAGACAGAUGUCAAAGUGGACAUCAGUUUUAAUGUUAGAACUGGUGUGAAGGCAGCUCAGUUCAUCAAGGAUUGCAUAAAGGAAUACUCUUUGCUUCCUUACUUGAUUUUAGUAUUGAAACAGUUUCUCCUUCAAAGAGAUCUGAAUGAAGUUUUUACUGGCGGGAUUAGCUCUUACAGUCUCAUUUUAAUGGCAAUAAGCUUCUUACAGUUACACCCUAGAAUUGAUGCUAGAAGAGCCAAUGAGAAUCUUGGUAUGCUUCUAGUGGAAUUUUUUGAACUAUAUGGAAGAAAUUUUAAUUAUUUGAAAACUGGUAUUAGAAUAAGAGAUGGAGGUGCUUACAUUGAAAAGGAAGAAAUUAUGAAGGCCAUGGCAAAUGGCUACAGGCCUUCUAUGCUAUGCAUUGAAGAUCCUUUGUUACCUGAAAACGAUGUUGGACGCAGUUCAUACGGAGCCAUUCAGGUACAGCAGGCGUUUGAUUAUGCUUACCUUGUCCUAAGUCAUUCAGUGUCACCACUUGCAAGAUCCUUUCCUAACAGAGAAUCUGAAAGUACACUUGGCAGAAUAAUCAAAAUUACUCAAGAAGUAUUGGACUAUAGAGCAUGGAUUAGGAUGAAAUGGGGGAGCAAAAUGGUUUCCUCUCCUCACCUUUGUGAUAAUGGGAAGAAAUCUCUUUCUGCAUCGACUGUUGAUAAAAACUCUUACAACCAGCAUCUUGGCUCCUCUCCCCACAGUGCGCAGCAUCUAUCUUCCAAGACAAGUUCUUCCCCUCUCUCGGGCAGUGAUAUUCAACAUCACAGUGGAAUCAAAUACAUGGUUAAAAACCUGUAUAGUUGCAGUUCAAAAAAUGGGCAAGAAAUGGAUAGCACUGGUAAUAUAAAACAACCUGUUGGAAACAGGGGAACCUAUCAGUAUAAUCGGAACAGUUGGAAGAGGAAAAAGCAAACCAGGGACAGCUUACCCAUCAGCAUCAGCAGAUGAUGAAUUACAUUUUCCUGCAACUGGAGUUCUUGUGCAAAGGAAAUAUUCUGAUUGGAUUGCACACUUUGUUUUUUGUUUCUUUUACAGUGGGUUAAUCUGCCUUUUUUAUGGCUGGGUCACCUUUCCAAAGAUGUAUAUGAAUAGACUUGCAUCAAUAUUUUUGUACUUUUUGCAGAAUUCCUUAGCAUUACAGCAUUAAGUGUGUGUCUGUUGUGUUUUUCUUUUAAAUACUGUUUUCAUUCAAAACUUUUUUUUUCCUUUCAAUUUCUCCCCAAUUAAAGUUUGACUUUUUAAUAAGAAAAAGAAGAAAAAUGACUUCACGAAUAUGGAGUUCAUGGCAACCAGCUAUCUUUAUAGCAAUGUAAAUAAGAACGUUGUUUGCGCAAUCCUUUAUUUACUCUAGAACGUUAAUUCACUUUUAUAGUGAACAGUGGGGUAGGCUUUUGUUAUACGUAAUUCCUGCAAAGCAGAGACUUUUUUUUUUUUCUUUCAUACAUGAUGGUAAUUUAAACAAUCACAAUUUGCUCACUGGGUUCUUUUCUGUAAAACUGCAUUUUUAUUCUAUAAUUUUUAACCCAAUCUAAUCAUUUUAAUGUUUCAGAAAGUACACUAUCCACUACAAAUGCAUACUAAAGUAUAGGGAAGAUAACGCCGGUCAACUUUAGUAAUCAUUGAUAUCUUUCAGUGUAGAAUUUAUUUUGAUUUCUUUAUAGAAUCCUUGCAUGUUCUGCUUAGAACUAGUCUAAUGAGCCAACUGUAUGCAUUUCAUGUAAAUUGUAUCUUUAAUUAGGCACUUUUUUUUCGUCUUUAGUUUACUCAUGCAUACAGGAUUUCUAUGCAAGUGUGAGUUGUGUUUUUUUUUUUUUAAUAUACCCCCUUCCGCCUAUACAAUUACUAUUUCUGAGGGGUUUUACUUCCCAUAAAACUUUGAAUGCUCUUAAAGCCACUCGAAAACUGGUGGGCCAGCAUCUAUUUUCAAACUGGUACAUACUGUAGCUGAUACCAAGCUACAAACUUUUCCUGUAGGAAAAUUAGCAUGGUAACAGAUUAGUGGCUUGUCAAGGCAUAAAUAAUGCAGCCAAUACUGUACUGAAAGAAUGAUGCACAUGAGUGUAGUUUGUCAAUCCAAGGACAAAGUAAUGUAACAAGGACCUGCAAAUAGUGACAAAUGUGCUUCAUUUCUAAAAUCUUGUGCAUAGUCUAACAGUAAACAAUGCUGAACAAUUUGCAUACUUGGUUUAUUAUGGAUCAGCAUCACAUUUUCAAAGACAAACUUUUGCUAUCUAUAUGUAUUGCAUAUUUUAAUGUUUUAAGGGAAAGCAUCAUGUUCUAAUUCAAGUAACAAUCUUAUUUUGAUCUGCUCGUUUAAAUAGAACAUGUGUGAAAUUUCUGAGAAAAUUGUGGAGACUGAAAUAAAAGCUAUUUUUUUAUGUAUUUUCUAUUUCAUUUUUAAUAAAACAAACCUAAAAAGCC
Messenger RNA from Pseudophryne corroboree (corroboree frog), 4311 nucleotides. RefSeq names its product terminal nucleotidyltransferase 4A (gene TENT4A). The record is from RefSeq and is a predicted model, not a curated record. Gene Ontology annotation, cellular component: TRAMP complex; nucleolus. NCBI's taxonomy places the organism in Eukaryota, Metazoa, Chordata, Amphibia, Anura, Myobatrachidae. The transcript has 12 exons. Bases 682 to 2838 code for a protein of 718 amino acids. Gene Ontology annotation, biological process: RNA 3'-end processing. Gene Ontology annotation, molecular function: mRNA binding; poly(A) RNA polymerase activity.